ACACUAACUCUUAACGUGGUGACUCUUGAGUAUUUGAUGCGCUUGAAAUCAACAUAAUGAGACAGCGCCACCUGCUGGACACAUAGGGUCUUCAAUUUUUAUGUACCUGUCAGGUAUAAAAGACUAUCUAUCUAUCUAUCUAUCUAUCUAUCUAUCUAUCUAUCUAUCUAUCUAUCUAUCUAUCUAUCUAUCUAUCUAUCUAUCAGGCAACAUGGGCGAUUAAUGGAGUUCAGCUCGCCCUCGGACGUCAAAAUAUGCGUUUUUACGCAGAUUAAUAAAUCAAGGGGGCACAUUCAAAAUAUAACUUAGUGAAAGCUUCCUGAGCAAACGGCGCGAGGAAGUGUUUUGCAAGAUUGACGUGGCUCCGCGGUGACAACUGGCCUGUUUUUACACCUUCCCUCUAAAUAAGGAAGCGGCCCGUGGGGCAUAUGACCGCUGGUCCAAUUUGGGAGCUGCCAACGAAGCCCAUCAUCAUCACGCCCCAUGUUCUCUCGCGCUCACUGUCCCCGGGGCCGAUCGCGUGGAUUGACAGCGAUUGGGUUUUGGCGUUCAAACUGACCCCCGGCGGCGAGGUCAGCGUGAUGUCAUCCUGAAGGUGAGUGAUGUCAUACAGAAGAUCUCCCAGGCAAGGUGAGCUCGAAUUUUGGUGAGUGUGUGGUGCUCCCCGUCCAGAGAGGUGAAACAUGGUAAUCAUCAUAACCGCCACCGCCACCAGCUCAAGCUCUGCCGCUCUGCUCUUCUCAUCUACCGAGGGGCUUAUUGCGUUACACGCUCGCAGCCCCGACCUGCCUUCCAAAAAUAAGCCCUUGCCACCAUGCCGAAAGAAGAAAAACAAGAGUUGUAUUUUUAGGGGCUUUAAUUUUGACCACGUGCCCCGAGGGUAAACCGGAUGGCCACUGCGCAAAGGUUCUUCAUCAGUAUGUGCGAGAGCAGCGGGCGCUGGACGUGGACUGCGGUUGUUCUGCUGGGCUUUCUGCUUGGGAUCGUGUCCUCCUACCCCAUCUCGAACAGGACUAAUGCAACUCCACUGGAGAAAAGGUGGGAGAGGCUCUUUUCCCGCUCCGUUUUGGGGAUCUCGGUGGAGAAAUCGGACCUGAACUGGGAGAAUGACUAUUUGCUGGGCAUUAAGAGAGUGCGGAGGCUGUACUGCAAUGUGGGCAUCGGGUUUCACCUGCAGGUCCUGCCAGACGGAAGGAUAAACGGUGUCCAUAAUGAGAACCAGUACAGUCUCAUAGAAAUCUCAGCGGUAGAGAGAGGAGUGGUUAGUCUAUACGGCGUGAGAAGCAAGCUAUUUGUCGCAAUGAGCAGCCACGGAAGGUUAUAUGGAACGAGGGCCUUCCGUGAUGAGUGCAAGUUCAAGGAGACACUGCUGCCCAACAAUUACAACGCAUAUGAGUCUUCCAUUUACAAGGGCUUUUAUAUCGCCCUCAGCAAACACGGCCGCUUGAAGCGAGGCUACAAGGCUUCCCCAGCAAUGACUGUCACACAUUUCCUCCCACGUUUAUGAGCAAACCUGGCAAUAACACAAUGAUUUGCACAUGCUGGAUGUUCUCGUAGGUAACCCGAACAUGCUAAGAGGUGAACUGCAAUGAACUAAAAUAACACUUACAGUAUUUAUUCUCGUUGAAAUAAUAAUAAUAUAUGUAUAUUUCGGUAGCUUACUUUGUGUCUGAACUUUGUGUACAUGCCAUUCUUUGCUGCUUAUGAUUUCUAUUAUGAAUAUUAUGAGAGUCAAGGAGCUUUUUUUGCUCUCACUUUUUAUGGGUGCUUGCCAUAACUGGUGUAAACCUUACCCGGCAUUGGACUAACAUCCUUAGCUUUUACAGUGAAAUGGAUACUUUUUAUUACCUCAAAGAGCCACGUCCGCAUUGAAAAAAGUUAUGGAGGGUAAAAGAAAUAUCAGUUUACUCUGAUCUUCAUCUGUUCCACCAUUUUUGAAAGCACUUAUUUUCAUGAUUAGGUGGUGCCUUAGCCUCUGCUAUUUUGCCUCCUUUUAUGCAUGCAAGAAAGAGGUUUUUGUUCCAUAUUUAGAUUAAUAACCAAAUAGUCGUCAUUAAAAACCGAUUGCAUGCAUCCUUAUUGGGAGUUAACUCAGAGAGGGCUAUUUUACACCUCAAGUAAGUUCAGAAUUUGACUGAAAGUCUGUGGACGGCUAGUCCUGAAAGGUUUGGGUGCUUCCAUUUGAAUGAAUACUUAUCAAGCUUGUGAAAUGCAUUAACCUUGAAUUAUGUGGCACGAUUAUAUGAUAGCAUAGCUAUUGCUUAGUGAUAAGAAAACCGCUGAUUUGAUUGAUCAGAUUUAAUAUAGCGUGUGAUUAUGUCCUUUUUUAAUCAUAUGUAUUUAUAUUAGUCAUUGGUGUCUAUGUUUUACCUCUACAGUCAGUGAGGGUUUAUUCACUAACAUGUUGACUGCAUACUUGAACUCCUCCUCAGAAAGUCUUUGGAAUGUAAAAACCUAUACAACCGUCUUAAUCUGUUCGAGAUAACAUCAUUUGCGCAUUACUUUAUGUUUGAAUACAAGCAUAGACCCGAGCACCUGUGCACACUCUUAAGUUCCCAAGUCAAUUGACUUUGUCUAGAGAAUUUGCUUUAAGUCGCACUUGAAAUUGAAUUGAACUCUGAUAUUUGGAGAUAUUCCCCUUCCCUUGCCCCACUAUUUUAAAAUAUACAAUUACAGGAAUAGUUCACCCAAAAAUGUAAAUAAAAUAAAAAAUGUGGAGAAAUUUAGCAUUACUUUAGGCUACUUGUUCACCAAUGGAUCCUCUGCAGUGAAUGGGUGCCGUCAGAUUGAGUCCAAACAGCUUUAAAAGAAAUCAAAAUAAUCUGUGUGGAUUACUUGUAGAUUAUUGUGAUGACCACAAAACUGAUCAGAUGUUUGGACUCUUAUUCUGACGGCACCCAUUCACUGCAGAGGAUCUAUUAGUGAGCAAGUUAUAUAAUUAGAAAUUUCUCCAAAUCUGUUCCAAUAAAGAAACAAACUCAUCUACAUCUUGGAUGUUCUGAGGGUGAGUACAUUUCAAGUAAAUUUGAAUUUUUGGGGUAAACUUCUUUAAAGGAAUGAACUCCUUUAAAUUCAAAUAAUAACUAAUUUAUUAUUAGCAUAUUCAGUUAAAGUCUGAGGCUCUCAUUUUCCAUCUUCUCUUUACUUGUGGUUGCUGCUCACACUGCAACAAUCAAGAUUUGUUUUUCUUUGAUACUAUACCCUUAAAACAAGUGCAAAACACGUCGUGUUCGAACACGUGUUGCAUUUCUGACGUAGCUGCAAUGUGCAGGAAAGAAUGAAAGGUUUGAUAAUCACUGCAGGACUAAGAACAUACUGACCUUGAUUUCUCUUGCAUCACUGCUUCUACUUGACAUUUUGAGACAUCUUAAUGAUACGAAGGAGAAGGAUGUUAUUUUUAUAACAGUUAUGGCUGGGAUGUUUGAGCCAGGUACACGGAUAUUUAGAUUAUAUACAAUAUGCUCAUGGAGUGUGUUUGUGACUUUUUUUCUCAAAGGUAUAUUUCACCCAAACAAAAUGGAUUACUCACCCUUAUCUUGAUCCAAACCUGCAUGACAUUUUGUCUUCUGUGAAAUGUAAAAGAAGGUAUUUAGAAGAAUGUUUUGGACCUCAUUGACUCAUUAUUUGGGCACUUAAGAACAGAAGUUACACAGGCUUAGAACGACAUGAGGGUGAAUAAAUAAUGACAGAAUUUUCAUUUUUGGGUGAACUGUCAAAGCAAAAUUAAAACUAUGGUCAUUUUUUUUGGUUCUGGGAAUAAAGAUUGAUUUUUAGCUGUGCUAUGUUGAAAAUAUGAACUAUAUAUUAGUACUGACGGAUAUGGAUUUAAAAUUCUUUCUAUCCCAAAUAUGGCAUGCAAUGUGAUUGCUUCAAUGAAACUGUCAAAAUGUCUGCUUUUUAUGUAUGUGAUGACUGAUGUUAAUUUAUUGAUAUGUAUCUCCACUGUACCCUGUCCUCUAUCACAUUUCUGAUCUCUUUGAACUUAGAUGAAAUGAAUAGAAUUUUGCAUGGUUUUUAAUGCAAAAUGAUACAGAAAUGUGCAUCUAGAAGUUAAGCCCUCUAAACUAAGUGCUUAUACAGAAACAGCUAUUUCUCAUGUUAGCUCCACCGGUUUCUUUGUACUGUACUUUGUCUCCAGCUUUGAAAUGGCCCCAUUUGUGGCUUGUGAGAUGAUUGUAAGGGGUGGUGCAUGUUUGUGUGUCCUUGUACGUAUGCAGCCUUUGUGUUUUCUCAGUUUUGUAUUCCUGCACUGAGGGGCAGACGCCCCCUCCAAAUUCCCCUCCUAUUUUCUAACAUAUACCUCACCUUCUGCCUUAGUUCCAAUUUGUUGAAAUGAUUGUAAGAUAUGUUGGAGACAACAAGCUUUUUGCAAAUCGUAUUGUUCUCUGAAAAAAAAAAGAAAAAAUGAGUAAUAAUUCUAGUAUAUUAAGAAAAUGUUUCCUUUUAUUUUUAUACGUAUGUGCUGUGCACAACAGCCAACUGUAUUACUGAAAUGAAAAUAAAAGGUUGUUUUUUAGCCUCUGUGUUUUUGUAUUAUACUUUAAUCAUAAUUAAAACAUUUUUUUAUUUAAACAGGUCUGAAAUAUUUAGUAGGGGGUUAGAAAUAUGGAUAGAAUUAGUUGGGUUAGCGCCCCCUCAUGUGGUCAAAAUCAGAAAUGCAAGUUUUUGAAUAAAAUAACCAUCCUGUAUCUUUUACAUUUUAUUUCACAUACCUUUAAAUAAUUAGACCUACAAAUAGCCAGCCAAAUAAAUAAAUAGGCCUACGUUACAUUUUAUCUUGUAAGGCUGUAACAUUUACUUAAAAAUAUAAAAUAUCUUAAAUAUAAGAUAUAUAAGCUAAAAAAAAAGCAGAUAUUGGUCAAAAUGGAAAUAAUUAAUUAAUUAAAAACAGCAUGAAUGAAUGAAUGAAUGACAACGCACAUUAGAUAUACAGCCAUUUCAGAUAUUUUUUUCAAAGUGAAUAGCAUAAUAUGGGUUAUAUUUUCCUAUAAAAAUAAAGAUAAACACGUAUGCACAAAAGAAAGCAUUGAAGAGGUGAGAAAUGACAAUUACGCUAAUGGUGCAAAAUAUUAAGUAGCACAAGUUGAAACUUCAGAAUUUGUCCCUUCAAAACUAGGUUAACUUAUGUAAAGCUGGUGAACCCGACCCCGGGUUACAACUGCCAAGCUGAUCUUGGUCUGCAAACAUGACCGUUGAACUAAUUUCCCCCAAUUAUAUAAACUAGCAGUGAAUUGCCCAAUGUAUGCUGAGCUCUUGCCUGAAUCAGUCUGAUCAUGCACACAGUCCCUCUUCUCUGUCUGGCUGCUCUCACCUCUGCACUUAUAACUUGUCAUCCUAUACAAAAAGAAACAAUGCAAACAGAUUUAACAAGAGAAAAUCUGAGCAAUAUGGAGACCAUGAUCGGUACAUACGGAUAUUUCCUGAUGAUGAAAUUUAGUAAAAGACUGAGGAAAGCCAUUUAUCAUGAGACCAAAGAAGCUGAUUUACUGAAGAAAAGCAAGGACUGCUUCUUACUACUUCAUAUUAAAA
Carassius auratus (goldfish) is the source of this 5529-nucleotide messenger RNA. RefSeq names its product fibroblast growth factor 4B. The record is from RefSeq and is a predicted model, not a curated record. NCBI's taxonomy places the organism in Eukaryota, Metazoa, Chordata, Actinopteri, Cypriniformes, Cyprinidae. Bases 890 to 1507 code for a protein of 205 amino acids. Gene Ontology annotation, molecular function: growth factor activity. The transcript is spliced from 4 exons.